AUGGCAGGCACGGUCGUCUUCCUGGCGCUAGCUCUCGUUUCCCUGUCGCCGUGUCUAACGCAGAGGCUCGAGGACGAAGACGAUUUCACGGGCAGGAACGGGACCAGGUUGUUGGCAAGUCCCUCGCGGCGACCGAGGGCUCUCGUUUUCCCUGAUCCCUCUCAGCUUCUGCUGAUCUUCGGACUGGGCACGCCGCUGCAGCUGGACCACGAGAGCGUGAUCGUCGGUAUGUUCAUGAAGAUCGUGUUCAACAUGCCCACCAACGCGACGGACUUCACCAUGCCUGGGGUUUACUACUCUCGGACGCAGAAGAGCAGGUGGAGCAUCUACAAGACGCUGGAGAAGGUGGCCGGCCUGUACGGAUUCGGUGGGAAAGCUUGUCUAUUGAAGGCCAUCUGCGAAGCUGCCUCCGUGCCUUUCGAUGGACGACACGGUUUGCUGGGACAGCUGUUGCACGUUUUCUUCAAGCCUUCGAGCACCGACGAGCGGUACGACGAGUACGGGGAUCGGGAGUACCGCGCGGCCGAGCGUUUGGGCGAGCAGAUGUCGACGGAAAACUGCCACGCCCUUUAUCCAGAAUGCCGCAGAAGUGUGCUCGACGUGUUUUCCACGGUGAUCACGUGA
This is a messenger RNA of Eufriesea mexicana, 624 nucleotides long. RefSeq lists its product as uncharacterized. The record is from RefSeq and is a predicted model, not a curated record. Bases 1 to 624 code for a protein of 207 amino acids. Lineage: Eukaryota; Metazoa; Arthropoda; Insecta; Hymenoptera; Apidae. The transcript is spliced from 3 exons.